Alligator sinensis (Chinese alligator) is the source of this 1665-nucleotide messenger RNA. It is a transcript of the gene PCOLCE2, whose product is annotated as procollagen C-endopeptidase enhancer 2. The record is from RefSeq and is a predicted model, not a curated record. The transcript has 9 exons. The coding region runs from base 1 to 1299 and encodes 432 amino acids. NCBI's taxonomy places the organism in Eukaryota, Metazoa, Chordata, Crocodylia, Alligatoridae. Gene Ontology annotation, molecular function: protein binding.
AUGAUGACAGAGUUCAUUCAUGUUCUGUAUAAACAACAUUGGCAAGCCACAUUACAACCUGGAAAAAACUGGUCUGCAAAGAGUAGCUGGUCGUUUCUCAGGAGGAGGAAGAUGGAUUUGAAAGGAUUCCUGAUCAGGCCCAGUUUUACAUGUGGAGGAGUUGUAUCUGGAGAGUCCGGCUUUAUUGGAAGUGAAGGAUUUCCUGGAGUCUACCCUCCAAACAGCAAGUGUACUUGGAAAAUCACAGUCCCUGAAGGAAAGGUGGUAGUUCUUUCUUUUAGGUACAUCGACUUGGAAAGUGACAAUCUGUGCAGAUAUGACUUUGUAGAUGUGUAUAACGGCCAUGCCAAUGGACAGCGUCUUGGCAGGUUCUGUGGUACUUUCAAACCAGGUGCCCUUGUUGCCAGUGGCAAUAAGAUGUUGGUGCAAAUGAUUUCAGACGCCAAUACAGCUGGAAAUGGAUACAUUGCCAUGUUUUCUGCAGCAGAACCACAUGAAAGAGGGGACCAGUACUGUGGGGGACGACUAGACAAGUCUUCUGGGUCUUUUCAAACUCCCAACUGGCCUGAUCGAGAUUAUCCAGCAGGAGUGACUUGCUCUUGGCAUAUUGUAGCCCCAAAGAAUCAGGUGAUAGAGUUAAAAUUUGAGAAGUUUGAUGUGGAGAGAGAUAAUUACUGCAGAUAUGACUUUGUGGCAGUGUUUAAUGGUGGGGAAAUCAACGAUGCUAAAAGAAUUGGGAAAUAUUGUGGAGACAGUCCACCUGCGCCUAUUGUAUCUGAACAGAAUGAAUUGCUCAUACAGUUCUUGUCUGAUUUAAGUUUAACUGCCGAUGGCUUUAUUGGUCAUUAUAAAUUCAGACCCAAAAAGUUGCCCACAACUACAGCUCCUCCUCCAACAACUCCUCCUCCUGCAACAACUUUGAAACCAACUGUUGCUCCCUGCCAGCAAAAAUGUAGAAGGAGCAUGAGUCUUGAGAGCAAUUACUGUUCAAGUAACUUUGUAAUAACUGGAACUGUAAUCACAGCAGUCACACGGGGUGGCAGCUUACAUGCAGUAAUAUCAAUCAUUAAUGUAUAUAAAGAAGGAAGUUUAGCAAUCCAACAGGCUGGCAAGAACCUGAGUGUCAAGAUCACUGUUGUUUGUAAACAGUGUCCUUCUAUCAGGAGAGGUUUAAACUACAUCAUCAUGGGCCAGGUGGAAGAAGAUGGCAGAGGCAAAGUCCUGCCUAACAGCUUUGUUAUGGCUUUCAAGACUAAGAACCAAAAGAUUCUGAAUACCCUGAAAAAUAAGCGGUGUUAAAAAGUAAACUCUGCACUUGUGCUCUGUCAUAUUUGUGGGAACAAUUUGUAUACAGUAGAAAUCAAAAAGAUAGAACUGAUCAUUACCAAUAAGAUUCUUGGUCCACUCUUUCUUCCAUUCAGCAUGCCACUGGCACUGGUUGAUGUUGCUUAAAGAAGAACUUAAGAGGAGAACAGUUGCAGCCUGGCCAGCUGAUCUGAAAUGUACCAAAUUCCAAAUACUUUAAAGCAGUUAUUUUAUAUACAUCUCCAAAUUUUUUUUAGAAAUGUGUUACAUGGCAGUGUAAAAUAAGAAUUUUAAGUGCAAUAUUUAUAGCAGUUUUCACUUAGCUUUUUCUUUAAAGUUGUUUUAUUAUAUGGGUUCUUG